This is a messenger RNA of Colletotrichum gloeosporioides, 819 nucleotides long. RefSeq names its product putative oxidoreductase YusZ. NCBI's taxonomy places the organism in Eukaryota, Fungi, Ascomycota, Sordariomycetes, Glomerellales, Glomerellaceae. The record is from RefSeq and is a predicted model, not a curated record. The transcript has a single exon. Bases 1 to 819 code for a protein of 272 amino acids.
AUGAAAGUCUGGUUUGUUACUGGAGCUUCUCGUGGUUUGGGCCGUUCUCUUGUCGAGGCCGUACUCGAAAAUGGCGAUGCAGUUAUCGCAACGGCAAGAAGUCCGCAACAACUUAGUUAUCUCGAGGAAACGUACGAUAAGUCACGACUUCUGUUAGCAGCCUUGGAUGUGACAAAUUCAAGCAACGCUGUCCAGGUUGUCCAACAGGCUUACGACAAGUUCGGCCGAAUCGACGUUGUGGUCAACAACGCUGGUUACGCCGAUAGCGCCUCUAUCGAAGAUAUGACCCUGGAAUCAUUCCGAGCGCAGAUGGAGACUAACUUCUUUGGGGUUGUCAACGUCACAAAAGCGGUGCUACCGCUGUUACGAAAGCAAGGUUUCGGUCACAUCCUUCAAGUAUCUUCAGUAGGGGGGAGACUUGGGUCACCUGGGCUUGGGGCUUACCAAAGCGCCAAAUGGGCCGUCGGAGGGUUCUCAACAGUAUUGUCGAAGGAAGUCGCUCCACUCGGCAUUAAAGUCACAGUGCUCGAGCCCGGUGGGAUCAAGACGGAUUGGGCGGGCUCUUCGAUGGGUCAUGGGCACGUCAGCGAGGCGUAUGUGAAGACAGUUGGAUUCAUGAAAGAAGCAAGGGAACGAGCUUUCGACGACUGGUCUGAACCGUCAAGCAUUGCCAAGGCUAUCAUGCAAAUCGCUGCAGUUGGAGAGCCGCCGUUACGUUUGCUACUGGGGCCGGACACGAUUCAACAUGCUGCGGCAGCCUCCGAGGCACUGACAGCUUCAGAUAGGAAGUGGGAACACAUCAUAAGACUGCAAUUCUGA